Molecule: messenger RNA, 4014 nt
Organism: Myotis davidii
Lineage: Eukaryota; Metazoa; Chordata; Mammalia; Chiroptera; Vespertilionidae
Gene: NIPAL1
Product: NIPA like domain containing 1
Exons: 6
Biological process (GO): magnesium ion transport
Cellular component (GO): membrane
Molecular function (GO): magnesium ion transmembrane transporter activity
Source: RefSeq, a predicted model, not a curated record
GGCGGCGGCGGAGAAGCCCGGGUGGGUGUGGAGCGAGCGCCUGCGCCCGGGAAACCCUGUCUGGGGGCCAUGGGGGGAGAGGUGAGGCUGCCGCCCGGAGAGCCCUGCCGAGAAGGCUACGUGCUGUCUUUGGUCUGCCCAAACUCCUCCCAGGCGUGGUGUGAGAUCACAAAUGUGUCACAGCUGCUGGCUUCUCCUGUCCUCUACAGGGACCUGAAUUCCAGCCUAACCAACUUGAGCACUUCUGCAAAUGUAGAAAACAAAUACAGUCUUUAUGUGGGCCUGGGCCUGGCUGUAAGUUCCAGUAUUUUUAUUGGCUCCAGCUUCAUAUUGAAAAAGAAAGGCCUCUUGCAACUGGCCAACAAGGGCGUUACUAGAGCUGGUCAAGGUGGACAUUCCUACCUCAAGGAAUGGCUCUGGUGGGCAGGAUUACUCUCAAUGGGAGCAGGAGAGGCUGCAAACUUUGCAGCUUACGCUUUUGCACCUGCCACGCUGGUCACGCCACUGGGUGCGCUGAGUGUUCUCAUCAGUGCGAUAUUAUCUUCCUAUUUUUUAAAUGAGCACUUGAACAUUCAUGGGAAAAUAGGCUGCAUAUUAAGUAUAUUGGGGUCAACUGGGAAAUAUUUGUUUAGGGAACAACUUAUCUUUUGAUCUGUGGAUGAGAUAAUUGUCAAAAGUCAUUUUCUGAAGUCUAAUUCUUUUCUCUUCCCAACAGGAUUCAUCUUCUUUGCUGUGAUCAUUACCAUGAUCGCCUUGGUGCUGAUUUUGAUCGUGGCUCCCAAGAAAGGACAGACCAACAUAUUAGUCUACAUUUCAAUCUGCUCGUUGAUUGGAGCAUUUUCAGUUUCUUCUGUGAAGGGCCUGGGAAUUGCCAUUAAAGAACUAUUGGAAUGGAAGCCAGUUUACAAGAACCCCCUGGUCUUUGUUUUGCUGGCUGUACUUGUGCUUUCAGUGACGACACAGAUUAACUAUCUCAACAAGGCCCUAGACACCUUUAAUACAUCUCUUGUGACUCCCAUUUACUAUGUGUUCUUUACAACCAUGGUAGUGACGUGCUCCGCCAUCUUGUUCCAAGAAUGGUAUGGCAUGAGAGCUGGUGAUAUCAUUGGGACUCUGAGUGGGUUCUUCACCAUUAUCAAUGGCAUCUUCCUUCUACAUGCUUUUAAAAACACAGACAUCACCUGGAGUGACUUGACAUCCACCACUCAGAAAGAAGCCCUCUCUCUGAAUGGCAAUGAAGACAAGUAUGUCUUACUAGAGAAUAUAGAAUGUUCAACCUCGGGAUAUGAGGAUGACAUUACCUUGUUUAGCAGGACUCAUGAAUGAUCAAAGUCUCUACAAACACUGAACUUGAACCAUGAAGAGACACUUGGAGAGGAGAAGGAAUACCUGCAGAACUAUUAGGGAAGUUGACAUUUUUAAGGUCCUAAUAAUUUAGAUGUAAGGCCAAAUAAAAAUGCCUUCAUUUAUGGCCAUCAUCUUUGAAAAAUCAAGAUUUUGAUCAUCCUCCAGAAGACUUCUGUUGUUUCUCAUUUCUGCAAACUUGAAAUCUCUUUCCUUCUGGUCACAGUAUAUUUGGCCUGGCCAGGUGGUUCUUCAUUUCAUUGGCUGCUAGUCUUGGUUUCAUAGUAAUUAAUAGAUAAACUUAACUGUGUGCUAAUAAGCAGAGUAUCAGUCAUUCUCUGAUGAGUCAUAGGUUCAAAUUAUUGAAACUGAGAAGUGAGAUCACGAUGCUUUCCCUCCCCUUCCAACUUCAUUUAAGCUAAACUAGAUGGUAGCUGAAGGGUAGAGUGUUAAAGAGAAGAAUAGGCUGGCUCUGGAAAUCUGCUCCUGGUGUGUUAGAAUGCAAAGAAAUAUGUGUCCAUGAAGAGCUUAUGGAUUGUAAUUGUAAUUUAUUGACAUAUCGUAGAAGUUUAUUACCAAGUAAAAAGGGGAGAAUGGAGGAGGGAAAUAUUUUAUACCUUAAGUAAAGGAAACACUUUUUCUUUUUACUAAAAGAAACACAAAUGAUUGUGUUCAUGAGUUCUUUUAACUCAGACCUGAGCAGCAUAAGACAAAAUUGAGUUUUUGGAGACAUCUAGGUGAGUUUAGUUUGGAAAUCCUUGUAUUCAUAAAAUUCCUUGAUUUUACUAUUAUCCCAAAGGUUCUUGUUCUUACUGAUAUGAAGAUUUUUGUAAAGCAGUUGCUACAUUAUUUUAGGAUGAUAUUGUACACUUCAGUUUUUCUCAAAUGUUUAAUUCCCAAAGGUUGGUUUUUCCACAAACUAUUUGGAAACAACUAGAAGAACCUUUGUGAAAAACCUGAAUGAGUUAUAAUAAUCAUCCUCUUGAAAUUUAGCACUUUCCAGCUUAUUAAGGAAAUUAUAAUUAGUUACAAACCUUUUUGAAAAUAUACAUAACCUACCACAAUAAUUGGUAGAUUGUCUCUUUCUGUUGACUCUCACGCUUACCAUGUUUUCCGUAUAUUUUACCUAUACGUGUUUUGGAAGAAUAAGAAGGAGAGUUAGCUUCCUAGAAAACAAAAUAUUAAGACCUCAGGAACUACUACCAGAAAAAAAAUUUUUGUAUUGAAACUUACAUAAAGUGUUCCUGUCUCCAAGUGCAUAGCAGGAAUAACACUUUUAGUGGCCUUUAAUGUUUAUGGACAGAUUUCUGAUCACUCAUUGAUUUAAUAGAAAAGGAGAAAUUAGCUGAAUUUCUAAACUUACUUCUCUCAAAACAAAACAAAAAUCCUAACCCCCCAAAACUGUGACAUUCAAAAAAGAAAAACCCUCCUGGUUAACUGGAUUUAUCUGUUCUAACAUAAAGGUCUGUUAUGAUGUUUGUCUGCAAUCUAGCUCAUGUCUACCCUGGGUAAUAAUAGACAAUUCUGUUAUUCAGAAUUCUGUUAAACUGGCGUUAGCACUUCAUCAGUUCUACUGAACUAUCACUGAUUUCACAGUGACAACCUGAGGUGACUGCCAAGUCCCAAAAUACUGUUAUCAUCUCUUCAGCAAUUUAGUGUUGAAUGCAAUUCAGUGUGUUCUAAAUUUCUGAAAACUGAUAACCCAUGGAAGAUACAUGGGUUGAUACCUCAGAUCAAAUAUGUAUUUACUCUGUUGACUGCUGUUUCACUGUAAUUGUAUAUCAGAUAUAUAAGCUAUGAACACAAAUUUGUAGGAAAAGAUAGUGUUUGAAACAUCCUUUUACUUUUUUUUUUCCUACUGAAAACUUUAUUGGUCCAUCCUUCUUGGUGAGGAAAUUCACUGAGGCUGUGAAUUUCAGUGUCAGAUGUUUCUUAAAUGUCACCUGUUACAAAGCUUUGCCCUUGGUGUAUUGUGUUCAGGUUGAGGGUUCUUGAAACACAAGAACCAUGUGUACCCUGGGUUGGAAAAUAAACUGGUGUUGACAUAUAUGCCCGGGAGAAAGACUGAGAAAAAUUUGACGAGUUGAAAUAUAUUGAGAAACAAUGAAAUAUUUCACAUACUCUAAAAAUCCCUGGUGGGCUUCUUCAAUAUGCAUUGAAAAACUAAAAUGUUAUUGCAAACCUUAAACUCAGAAUAAAUUUCUCCAAAUAGGGAUAUAUUGUCUGAGGAGGAAUAAAAAGCUGGAUCCCCAUUUUCAGACUAACCAUGUUAGUCUUAACUGGAAGUUUCACAUAUGUAUAUAUUUAAAAUAUACACUUUCUUUAUCUCAUAUCGAUGAUAUCUGAAGGUUUAUUAUGUGAAUAUCUGCACUUGUGUUGUUAAGGAUUACAAAGUUGUCCUCACACAGCCAAAUAGAAAGCUUUUCCUAAUUCUGUAAACAUAAUGCUUUCAUUUUAUUUUUGGUCUUGUAAAUUGUAUUCUUAGGUUAAUGGUUAAUGAUUUUAUUUUUAGUUCAGAUUGCAAAAUAUUCAUAAAACCGUUUAGCUUUAGCAACAUAAAAUUAACACCUUUAUUUUAUUUUAAGGGUACUAAAUUAAAUACAUGGAAAGCAUCCUACAUCAUGUCUGAUAGAUGAGGCAAUUAAUAAAAUUUAGUUCUCUUUGAAUCAA